CCCCCCCCCCCCUGUAUUCCCCAGAACUUGACCCUAUUGACGAUUUCUGAGCAGUAGUUAAGAUUAAAGAUACAAGAAGUCAGCUUAUAAAUACAGAGGAUCUAAGGAGAAAAAUAAGCGAAGCUUAUACUAAACAUCUCCAGGGAUUUGUUAGACACUUAUCCGAUACGUUCGAAAGAUGUAUGAACGAGGAGCAUAUAUAAAAAAAAUACUUUAAUAACGUGAAUUGAAAAAAUAAAGACGCUAAUUGGGAUCUUACUUGGCCAAUGACAAAGCCGCAAAUUGGGAGUUUGUAGACCCGCAAAAAAAAAAUACAAAACCGCAAAUUGGUACCGUGAGCACUGUAUGUGAAUAUGUUUUCUUCUUUGAAACAAUAAGAAAUUCAAAAAAAAAAGAAAAAAAAAACCCGCCCCCUUCUUUUUUUUACGGUUUUUUUUUUAAAAAUUAUUUGCAGACAUGCGGCAUAGUGUCAACAUGGAAUCUCGAGUGCAUGGGAGUACUUUGGAUUAUGGACAUACGCUUUCAUUACUAGAAGAAGAUUGGAAUAAUCAAAGUCAAAUGGGCACACCUUCCUCCGUCUCUAGCAGUCUAUUUGAUACAUGUCGUUGUUGUGGUCGACAAGACUGUGAUAGUUUAGAAUAUUUUAAUAGAAACAUAAAGAAAUUAGAAUCUGACACUAGGUUAGCUGCAGAAAUUGGUCAGGGAUUGCUUCAUAAACACGAAACAUUUGUGGCGGAAUCCAAUGGACAAAAGAUACACUUGGAGAAGCAGCUGGAGGUGUGCCACGAAAGAAUCACCCGAUUAGAACAAUCAUUAGAUCACGUAGAGACACAAAAAGAUGAAAUCCUUAAAGAAAAGAACAAGUGGUUCUGGGAAUAUCAGAAGCGGCAAAAGAUGCUGGACGAAACAUUAUCGGAUUUACAAAUAGGGAACGAAAAGUACAAUCAAAUGUCUUCUGAUUUAGACGCUAAAUCUGCUGAACUGGAGAAACUUAGGAUAUUUAAAUUCAUGGUGCGUCAUGCCGAGACUAGAGAAGAGACACUCCUGUCCAAGCUGGAAGAUACAAACCAAGAGCUGGCCCUAUGUAGGCGGAAUGAAUUGGUACUAGAAUCCAAGAUGAAAAAGUUAAAAAUGAGAUAUGAAUCCUUGUACAAUACCCACGAACAACUAUCAAGAGAUGUUCAAGACAAUCAUAAAACGGAUACUGCAGUCAUACCCACUCUUCCCACUGUUGAUCCCAUCAAGCUUGUGUCAUCUACAAAUAAUAACAAUGAUCUCAUCCACUUGAUCAAGGAGCUUUCUUCCGCCAAUACAAAACUAAAAACCGACCUAAUGAACUGUCGAGAUUUACUAUCGGAUGCACGAGGCGAAGUCUCAUCUUUACUCCAAAAAAUCGACGAUUUCGAUAACACACCAAAGACAUUAAACGGUCCGAAUUUGCAGAGCGAAAUGAAAUCAAAACGCGCUGCUACCAUGAGCAGCGCGAUUACGGAAAAACGAUUAUUGGUCAAUCAACCAAAAACAGCUUCCGUAGCUGCUCUACCCAUCGCCAAGAGGAACAAAAAUGUUUUGCCUUUACCUACCGUUUCUUCUUCUAUGCCUACUGCUACCCUUUCGGGUUCACCUGCUACAGCCAUCGUGCAUCACCACUAUCAUUAUCAUGUGAAGAAGAAGAAUCAACAAGAAGAUGAAGAAGAUCGUGGAAGCAGUGAUGUGAAUAGUAAUGAAUUCAUGCUUGAUUGUUGUGAUGAGGAGAAGAACGAUUUGUAUACAGCGGCUGCCAUGGAUAUGGGGAUGCAACACAACGGCAGAGAACUUGUUUUAUCACCCUCCACCAGUUCUUCCAUCAUGACAACGAUCCAAAAGGAGCAUGGACCAUAUGUUUCCUUGCAUGAACAUGUAUUACACGUUCUAGAACGCUUACGUGGGUCGGAUAUUCUUGCAUUAAACCGAAGAUUAAAACGGGCAUUUGAUAUCAUCGAAUUAAGCAGCAUGAGUAACUCCGUCAUCGAAAAUAUCUUGAUGGAAAUUGAUACAUUGGAAACACGCUUUUUAUGGAUACGUAAAGAGGAUGUACAAUGGUUGGGCUUUUUCCCUUGGGUCGAUCUUGUCAAGGAUAUGUUGAAGGAGUUGGGUGUAUUACGAUCCACCAUGAAUGAACUACAGGUCGAAUAUGUAAAGAAAGUGCAGGAAAGUGAGGUGAGGGUUGAGCAAGAGAUUUUAACUAGACGACAUUAUCAGAACAAAAAAAAGGCGGAGGAAGAAUCAAAUAAGGGUUCUUGGAUCACAAAUUUUUUUACGGGUAGACAUAUGGUUAAGGCGGAAGAGGAUGAUUUAAGAGAGACAUUAACCAAUUCAUCUACCUUGAUACACGAUGAAGAAGAGGUCAGAAAAGAUAAAAGGCAUAAAAGAAGACCUUUACCACAUUAUACCUCUCCACCACCACCACCGUCAUCAAUACAACCACAACAAAUAACACCGCCACAAAUGACCACUUCCAUGAGCAAUGGUACCAGUCGAUCAUCACCUUCUAUACCUAUUCGAAAUAAGCGUAGCUUACAUCGCAUGCCCAUCGAUUAUGAGGGUAUCGGUCCUGCUUCCAUUCGUCCUGAUCCCGCUGUGAAUUUUUCUUCCAGUUGGCUAGGCGGAAAAUAAUCAAUGAAAUAAAAACUGUGUGUAUAAUAGU
Messenger RNA from Mucor mucedo, 2686 nucleotides. RefSeq lists its product as uncharacterized. The transcript has 8 exons. NCBI's taxonomy places the organism in Eukaryota, Fungi, Mucoromycota, Mucoromycetes, Mucorales, Mucoraceae. The record is from RefSeq and is a predicted model, not a curated record. The coding region runs from base 457 to 2655 and encodes 732 amino acids.